Molecule: messenger RNA, 2403 nt
Organism: Oldenlandia corymbosa var. corymbosa
Lineage: Eukaryota; Viridiplantae; Streptophyta; Magnoliopsida; Gentianales; Rubiaceae
Source: the annotation of a GenBank genome assembly
AUGGUUUUAUCAAAUAAAAAGCUAAAGCAGAAGUUAAGAGCUGAGAAAGCUGAACUUCUAGCUGCAGCAGAGUCCCUAAUUGGCAAGAAUUCCGAAGACCCAAAUUCAGGCUCUCAACCAUCUCUGGAGCCUGUGGAUUCAGUUCCCCGGAAGCCGAAAUUAUCAAAGAGAGAAAAACGCCGUGAAAAGGGUCCAUCUUUGCAAGAAAAUAACGGCAAGUUGAAUGGAAUAGGCCGGGCAGAUGAAAAGCCGGAGAAUGCGGGAGAGGGUUCGGAGGAGGUGGUUACAGAUGCGAAGAAAAGCAAGAAGAGGAAAAGAGGUGAAGGGGAUCAGAAAUUGGAUGACGGAAAAUCGGAGGAAGUGAAAAAGUCGAAUAAAAAGAAGAAGAAGAAGAAGAAGAAGAAGCAAAAAAAGAAUAAGAAGAAGGAGGAGGAGAAGGUGGAUAAUGGGAAGGUCAAAGAUGGAAUAUUGAGUUUCGAUGAUGCUAAAAAUGAUGGCCAGGGUGUUGCAGAAACUGCAACCACGGCUAAUAGCGAACAAAGUGUCGAUGUUUCUGCUAAAGUUUAUGUUGGAGGCAUUCCUUAUUAUUCCUCAGAAGAUGACAUUAGACACUACUUUGAAGAUUGUGGUACCAUUACAGAAAUUGACUGUAUGAAGUUCCCUGAAACUGGGAAGUUCAGAGGGAUUGCCAUUUUAAAUUUCAAGGUUGAAGCUGCGGCGAAGAGAGCAUUGGCCCUUGAUGGUUCUGACAUGGGUGGGUUCUUCCUUAAAAUCCAACCUUACAAGCCGAGUAAACCUGCCAAAACAGCCAACUUUUCGCCUACCAUUGUGGAGGGCUAUAAUAGGAUCUAUGUUGGGAAUUUAUCCUGGGACAUAACCGAGGAAGAUUUGAAGACGUUUUUCUCAGGCUGCAGUAUUGCAUCUAUUCGUUUUGGUAAAGACAAAGAAACAGAAGAAUUCCGAGGUUAUGCCCAUGUGGAUUUCUCUGAUAGUCAUUCCCUAAGCCGUGCGUUGCAACUUGACCAGCAGAUUGUCUGCGGGAGACCUGCUCGCAUAUCAUGCGCUGUACCAAAGAAAGGGUCUGAUAAGAAAACGAAAUCUGUGCCUGAGAGUAAUGAACCGGCUGGUGAUGUUGUAUCUGUGCCAGAGAGUAAGGAACCUGCUGCUGCUGAUGUUGUAACUGCUAUUAGCGGGAAAAUUCGAAGGAGGACAUGUUACGAGUGCGGGGAGAAAGGUCAUCUGUCGUCUGCUUGCCCGAAGAAGCAAGCUGUUGACCAGACGGAUGCUGCCACAAGUUUAACUACUGGUGAGCAGUCUUGGUCAAGCCUGUUGGGUUUAAACUUAAUGCUAAAGGGUAACUUCAUUUUCCACUCUUGGGGGAUUGAUCAAGGAGAAAUAAUGGCCGUGUAUUCCAGGUGUAGCACCGACCAACUGUUGAUGCCCAGUAAGUGGAACAUCGAACGGUCUGAAUCUGCUCAGAGUCCUGAGAGCACUAUGUUUUGGUCGGAACAACCACCUAAUAAGUUUAGUAAUUCCGUCGGGUCGGUUCCCGUAGUUUACUAUCUCAGCCGAAAUGGCCAGCUCGAUCACCCUCAUUUCAUCCAAGUCCCACUCUCUGGCUCCCACGGCGGCCUCUUUCUCAAAGAUGUGGUGAAUAAAUUGAACUCUAUCAGAGGAAAUGGAAUGGCUUAUAUGUAUUCAUGGUCUUCCAAAAGGAGCUACAAGAAUGGAUAUGUUUGGCAGGAUUUAACAGAGGGUGAUUUAAUCCACCCAACCAACGAUCACGAUUACAUCCUCAAAGGUUCAGAAAUCCUCAAGGGAUCACGAUUACUCCCACAAACCACCACUAUUGAGGCUUACGAUUAUUCAUCGAAUCAUCACCGAUCCAGCAAGUCAAGGAAGAAAAAUCAGUCUUGGAGUACGUUUGAGAUUCCCACAAAUCCGUCCAGCAAAAACAACAGUAUCUACGAAUGCCGGCUGGUUCGGAAAAGCGAGUCCAGCCGGGAACUCGGAGGAGGCAGGGCGUCGGCGGACAUGGCGACGCAGACGGAGGCGGCGGUGGACAUGCGGCGGCGGAGCAAGAGUAUGAGGGUGUAUGUUAACAAGAGUGUGGAGUCAAGCAGGGAAGAAGAAUUGUCCAAUUUGUCUCCUCCUUCGAUGACCAGCUCCGAGGGAUGUGUGAGUGGAUCUGGAGACGUUGAUCAGUGUGCAGGUGUCAUGGAUCCGACGGUUCAGAAUGAGUACACGAGCGGCACUAGAAUCAAGCCUUCUCGUGUGUUAAUGCAUUUGAUCAGCUGUGGAUCAACGGCUAAGGAUCUCGGUCCCGUCAAAGAGAGUCCACGCGGAUAUUCCGUGAAGGCCAGAUGUGGAAGAACCGUGUUACGCGAUGUAGUGGAUCGUUAA